Halichondria panicea is the source of this 2174-nucleotide messenger RNA. RefSeq names its product dual specificity tyrosine-phosphorylation-regulated kinase 2-like. Lineage: Eukaryota; Metazoa; Porifera; Demospongiae; Suberitida; Halichondriidae. Gene Ontology annotation, molecular function: ATP binding; protein serine/threonine/tyrosine kinase activity; protein serine/threonine kinase activity. Gene Ontology annotation, biological process: peptidyl-serine phosphorylation; peptidyl-threonine phosphorylation. The record is from RefSeq and is a predicted model, not a curated record. Gene Ontology annotation, cellular component: cytoplasm; cytoskeleton; nucleus. Bases 209 to 2041 code for a protein of 610 amino acids. The transcript has a single exon.
GUUUUGCUUGUAUGUGCUGGCACCAAACAACGCUUUACAAGCCAAUCUUUUAGCUCGCUACGUGUAUACGAUCACAACCAUUGAGCAUUUGGAUCUCCAUUGGCGUUAUUCAAGACAAGCUACAUUGUUUGUGCUCCGAAAUCCAAGCUUUUAUGUGCUAUUGUGUAGGUUUUUUGUGAGUCAUCAACUGAACUAGUAUUGAAGUAUAAUGCUUGCUAUGUACAGCGGACAACCUCUAACCAGAAGCAAUUCUUAUCAAGGGAAUAACGUAUUCUCAUCCUCUGGAAAUCAUCAUCAUGGAACCACAACCCAUCAGCACCAUGAUCGGUACCAGGUUGGAAAAGAGUCCACCAAUCCGAACUACAGACACUCCAAGCCUCCGGUCGGUCUCCCUACCCUGAAGCCGACCACUCACCAACAAACUUCACAAUACAGCAGUAUACCUGACCACCACCAUCAAUCUUCAUACACAUUGCCCAAAAUUACUGGUGUUCAAGUGCAACAAUUGUUCGAGAGUGAAUCAAGCAAACCCGUAGUGAAUGGAUCUGUGAGACAACCUCGAACUGGAGCUCCUAGUGAACCUCUACCUCCCGUCAAUGAUCGACCUCUCACUGCUUCUCGUACUCCAAGUGCUGAUACUAUUGGAUCCUCAAGAGCUACUGCUGCCUCUGUGCACAAACCAAAGCACCUAACCCCUGAGCAAGCCGUAAAACUCUAUAGUAGCAAACUGAGUGUAGUGGAGCAACAGGAGAUUCCUGAGUAUAGUCAAGUGUAUUUUGUUGGCCAGCAUGCAAAGAAACGUCAAGGAAUUCCUGGAGGACCGAACAACAGUGGCUUUGAUGAUGACGCUGGUUCUUAUCAAAUGGUGCCGCAUGACCAUAUUGCGUACAGAUACGAGGUUUUGAAGGUAUUGGGCAAAGGAAGCUUUGGUCAAGUUCUGAAGGUGUACGAUCACAAAACACAGCAGCAUAUUGCUCUGAAAAUUGUGAGAAAUGAGAAGCGAUUCCAUAAACAAGCAGUUGAAGAGAUUCGGAUUUUGGAACACUUAAAGAAACAAGACAAGGACAAUACCCACAACAUUGUACAUUUGUAUGACCACUUCAAUUUCAGGAAUCAUGUGUGCAUCACAUUUGAGCUGCUCAGCAUGAAUCUGUACGAGCUGAUUAAAAAGAACAAGUUCCAGGGUUUCAGUUUGGCACUGGUUCGAAAAUUUGCCCACUCUAUCCUGAUGUGCCUUGAUGCCCUCUAUCGCAACAGAAUCAUCCACUGUGAUCUGAAGCCUGAGAACAUCCUUCUGAAGCAGCCUGGCCGAAGUGGAGUGAAGGUGAUCGACUAUGGAUCAAGUUGUUAUGAGCACCAGAGAAUCUACACUUACAUUCAAAGCCGAUUCUACAGAGCACCAGAAGUGAUACUCGGAGGAAAAUAUGGAAUGCCCAUUGACAUGUGGAGUUUUGGAUGUAUUUUGGCAGAGUUGCUCACUGGCUACCCACUCUUCCCUGGUGAGGACGAAGGUGAUCAGCUCGGAACUAUGAUGGAAGUUCUAGGAUUGCCCCCUCAAAAACUACUCGAUAAUUGCAAGCGAAUGAGGAUGUUUUUCAGCUCAAAAGGACACCCACGAUAUUGCACUGCUUCACAGAAUCCAGAUGGUUCGAUUUCAUAUGCUGGAGGACGAUCAAGAAGAGGGAAAUAUCGAGGCCCACCAAAUAGCAAGGAACUGAGCAGAGCACUUCGUGGCUGUGACGAUCCCCUAUUCCUUGACUUCCUAGGGCGAUGUCUAGAGUGGGAUCCAGCAGCACGCAUGACCCCUCCACAAGCUCUACGACACGGGUGGUUGAGAAGAAGACUACCAAAGGCACCAGCUGAAGCAGGUGGCCAUAGUCUCAGUCAAGACCCACGUAGCCAAGGGGUAUCACAUUUUACAUCUACCGCUGGAAAAUCUACGACCUCUCGAAAGCAAGAUGGCAAGCUAACGACUGCAUCAACAACCAAACUAAAUAGUGACCAGUCUAGAACAGUUUUACCAAAGAUAGUUGGUAGAUAGCAAUAUUUUUUUGUCGUCCAGAUCAGUAUAUACAUGGUAUGAAUUCAUCAUCUAUGUUUUGUCCUCAGUUUUUUAUUCUCAUUUUUCUGUGAGCAUUAUUUUAUGCUAUUAUAAUUAUGACAUUAAUAAGUGG